AUGAACCGAUACCAGCCUGCCCACCCGUCCACGCUCAUCAUGGAUAUCAACCCCUCCCUAUCGGGCCCGAUGGACACGAGCCAUCUUCUACUCGCUGUCAGCAAUUCCCUCACCACCACAGCCCUCAUGACCCGCGAACCCAGCACGUUCCGAGCUGCCCUGGCCCUAGCAAUCACCGCCUUUAACCAAUCCGAGGGUCACUGCUCUUUGCCCCCCUCCGCCUACCAUCACUUCGCUCGCCUGCUCCUCGAGCAGUGCCGUAACACCGAGAGCCCCUACGUCCUCAUCCAGGCCACCGCCCUGCUCAAAGCGCCUGCAGCCGCACCACUGCCCCCCGCUCUUGAAAGAAGGCUAUCGGACUGCUACACUACUCUCUCCUGUAUGAGAGGCGCCAAGGCCCCAGAGCUCCUCUUUCUUGCUAUCGACCACGGAUAUCAAGCGCUGCGGUGCACAGCCCUAGAGCAUCUAGGCUACAGGGGGCAACUGCGGAUGCUGGCACUCCUCCACCAUCAUCGCUGGAAUUGGUAUGCCGGCACGGCAGUGGGUGAAGAGAUGGAUACCGAGCAGGAUCUUAACCUCGCGAUCAAGAUUGCCGGCGCGGCGCUCAAGUUAAAAAAGAAGCCAGGAAAGAGUCGCCGUGAGGUGUUGGAAACUAUCAGGGCGCACAAGGGCAAAGACGUGGCCGGGAGGCGGGUGGUCAUCGCCGAAGAGGAGGAAGACGAGGAGGAAGAGGAGGAGGAGAAGGAGGAGGAGGAGGAGGAGAAGGAGAAGGAGGAACAGGAGGUGGAGGAUGGGGAUCCGCUCUGCGAUAUUCUCAGAAUGGAGCUAGCAAUCUAUCACAGCCAGCGCUACGAUCUCCGGAGGUCUCCCACCGACCUCGAUAUGGGUAUUACUUAUGCGGAGGAGGCGCUCGCCGAUGAUAACAAGAGCACCGCGGCCCUGACCCGCCAUGUUCUCAGAAAGCUACUUACAUAUCGCUACCCACUACGCAAGGGCCUUAAGGACCUCACCGCGGCGAUUGAGCUGAUAACCCUUAUGAAGGACUCCACCCCCAGCAGCGACCUCGCCGCCAUCACAUCAUUCCAGUGGGACCUAUCCAGAUUGCACAGAGAGCGGUACACUCGGUUGAGAUGUGAGGAUGACCUGCACACUGCCCUCGAGUACACCACGGCCCUGACCACUACGGACCCUUUGGGGGGGGUGCCAUGCAUACGGUACAAGCUCCUUCUGCACACUGCGUGGCUAUUGGGGAAGCGGUUCGAACUGGAGGGCGGACGGGGGGACAUUGACACGGCGAUAGAGAAGUGUAAAGAUGGCCUGGAGCUGGCGUGGAAGGCAAGUAAUGGGGUGGAGUACAGGAAGGGAUGUUUGCUCAGGCAACUGCUUCACCAGCGCUUUCACAGAUUUGGGGAUAUAGUGGAUCUUGACGCUGCAAUUCAUGGUGCAGAGGCCGAGCUGUCGAGGCUUGUGCCGGGGGGCGAGGAGCACCGGCUCCUCCAGGUCGAGCUGCGGGAGUAUGAGUGUGAAAAGAGGAAUAGGUGGGAGGGUGUUGCGGGUCGAGGUCACCAAUUGCAAGCUGGGGAGGAUGAUUACGGACAACUACAGCAGGAGGCCGCAGACUCCAUUGGAUGCCGACACCCUAUCAUACUCGGAGGACUGGCUGCUCGAUUCUUUGUUCACUGGGAGAACACGGAUGACCCUGAGGCACUCCGUAUGGCGGUGAAGUUUAGCCGCUCAGCGGUCGAGGCCACCGACGAUGAGGUAGAGGAGGAGGAGAAAGGGGGGGGCGGAGGUCAUAGGUACCCCAAGGUUUUGCAUACCCUGGGCCUCUACCUCGAGGCACAGUCCCAACACCUCCACUCCCUCGACGACCUUGAGGAAGCAAUCGAGUUCAGCGCCAGGCAGAUGAGUCUCACGCCGGACGAUCCAUAUACACUGCUAGGACUGGCCACCAAGCUCCUCGGACGUUAUGGUCACACCGACGAGAUGUUCGACCUCGACGCAGCCAUCGCCACCUGUACCCUCGCCGACGCCCGCGCCCCAGAAACUCACAUAAUCCGUCCCUCAGUCCUUCUAAUGCUCAGUCGGGCCUGGGAGAGUCUCUACGACCGGACUGACCACUCGGCCAACCUCGAGAGCGCAAUCACAGCGGCCGAGCAGGCACUUCACCUCACACCGCCGAACGAAUUAUUCCAUACUACUCUCAUUGCGAGACUCGGGAAUCUCGUCGGACAACGCUAUAACGACACAGAUGCGCGGAGUGACCUUGAUCUCUCGACGGAACUCACAGAGGCCGCGAUGAAGGCCUGUCCCCCCGACCGCUCACUGUACACCAGGCUCCACCUAACCCAGGGCAUCGACUAUAUCAAGCGCUACACCCGGUUUGGGGAACUCGACGACCUCAAAAAGGCAGAGGCGCUGAUCGAGAAAGCACUCGCCCUGAUGCAGAUGCAGCCGGGCCACCCCUCGCGUUCGAGGGCGCUCUUGCACUUGAACUUUAUCAAUUUCCACAUGCACCGAGAGACCCACGACCCUGCGCAUCUAGUCAAGGCCAUAGAGCUCAAUGCGCUCUGCGCAGAGACACUACCCCCAGAACACUCGAUGCACCGCAAUCGCAAUCUCACGCUCGCCAGAGCCCGUCUAGCGCUCUACAUGGACCAUACACAUGACAAUGGGGACCUGGCGCUCGCAAUAGAAAGCGCCGAGAUGGCGGCUGAGGCGUCAACGCCAGUGGGGCGCGCGGAUGCCUACAAGACGCUAGGAAUGUGCCUAGUGGCAGCCGACACGCCGGAGGGAUACAACCGGGCAGCGCGGGCAUUCAUGCAAGGCUGGCAGAGCAUCUUCUCAAACCCCAGAGAGCGGAUGUACUGCGCCAGCGAGACAGCUAGUAUGCUUGUAGGGGCCGGUAUGUGGGAGCAGGCCAGCAGGAUGGCCGACGAAGCGGUCAUGCUCCUUCCAAGCAUGAGUCCGCGGUCGUUGGAACGCCGCGACCAGCAGAGGGUGUUGGGGAGGGAGGCCCGCCUAGCGCCCAUUGCGGCUAUGGUGGCGCUGCGGGCGGGCAGAGGGGCCGGCCAUGCGUUGAGGAUGCUCGAGUUUGGCAGAGGCGUUAUGCUCGGGUAUAUCAUUGACAACCGCAGUGACAUAUCCAACUUGCGCAGAGGUCGCCCUGAAUUGGCGGAUAGGUUUGAGGGGCUGCGACGGGCUCUGGACUCGUCGGCAAAGGAAGGAGCUGAGCAGGAGGGGACACCCAUCGCCGCUGCUGGCAGGCGUGUGCAUUAUUAUGGCAUACCAAGGAGGCAGAAGCUAUUGAACGAUAUAGAUGAAUUAUUGAGGGAGAUCAGACGCAUCGAGGGCUACGAGGGAUUCCUACUACCACCAGGGGAGCAGGAGAUGAUGAAGCUGGCAGAGUCUGGGCCGGUGGUGGUAGUGCUCCCGCUCGUUAGCAGCUAUGCUAUAAUCAUCACCACCACGGAGAUCAAAUCAAUCAGUCUCCCCAAGCUGGACGAUGAGGGGCUGGACAGUGUAGUAAGCCGUCUCUGUGAGAUGUGGAGGCUGGUCGAAGGUCCCAUCCGGACAUACGACGAGCGGAACAAGAAGAUGGGGGCCUUGCUCCUCUGGCUCUGGGACGCCGUGGUGGAGCCGAUCCUGGAGGAGCUGCAGAUUCAUGCCCCGCCCCCAGAGAUUGAGUCCAAUGCCUCACUUCUCCCGCACAUAUGGUGGAUUGGUGUCAGCUUUCUGGGCGCAAUGCCGUUCCAUGCCGCCGGCGACCAUUCCCCCGGAUCGAACAGAAACACCAUCAGUCGCGUGGUCUCAUCGUAUAUCCCAACUCUGAAGGCACUUGCAUACGCCCGUCAGAGGUCGCCCACUGCCACAAGCCUGAUUGACAACGAGAGGGACGAGAAGAAGAACCUCGAUUCACAGCACAGCAUCCUGCUAGUCACAAUGGACACCACUCCUGGUGAAGGCCAACUCAAAAAGGUGACGAACGAGGCGGCAAACCUCAAAGCCAUCGCAGAAGGAGCGGGUGCAAAGGCCACGGUGCUUCCACAGCCGAGUGCAUCACGCGUACUGGACGAGCUCCAGCGCUACGACGUGGUGCAUUUCGCAUGUCACGGGGUCACCGACAGCGCAGACCCGUCCAAGAGCGCUCUGUUGCUACUGAGCGAGGAUGGUAAGAGCGUGAGUAGAUUACUGGUGGAGAAGGUGGCUGAUAUCAAUUCACUGAGGGCAAGGUUGGCGUAUCUGUCGGCGUGCAAAACGGCGGACAGCGGCAAGGCAAUAAGGCUAGCAGAUGAGAACAUACACCUGGCGGGGGCGUUUCAGUUGGCGGGUUUUGCGCAUGUGGUGGCGACGAUGUGGACGGGGGGCGACAGGGCAUGCAUGGAGGUGGCAGAAGACUUUUAUAAAGGGUUGUAUCGCGUAGGGGGGCAUGGGAACGUGGGGAGGGAGGUUCAUGCGGCGGUGAGGAAGUUGAGGGAGAAGAAACCGGGCAAGUACUUGCAGUGGGCGCCAUUCAUUCAUACGGGUCCGUAG
Molecule: messenger RNA, 4533 nt
Organism: Morchella importuna
Lineage: Eukaryota; Fungi; Ascomycota; Pezizomycetes; Pezizales; Morchellaceae
Exons: 1
Coding region: 1-4533 (1510 amino acids)
Molecular function (GO): protein binding
Source: RefSeq, a predicted model, not a curated record